Mollisia scopiformis is the source of this 858-nucleotide messenger RNA. RefSeq names its product Phosphoribosylformimino-5-aminoimidazole carboxamide ribotide isomerase. The record is from RefSeq and is a predicted model, not a curated record. Lineage: Eukaryota; Fungi; Ascomycota; Leotiomycetes; Helotiales; Mollisiaceae. Gene Ontology annotation, cellular component: cytoplasm. The transcript is spliced from 3 exons. Gene Ontology annotation, biological process: L-tryptophan biosynthetic process; L-histidine biosynthetic process. Bases 13 to 822 code for a protein of 269 amino acids. Gene Ontology annotation, molecular function: 1-(5-phosphoribosyl)-5-[(5-phosphoribosylamino)methylideneamino]imidazole-4-carboxamide isomerase activity.
CAGUUACUGAAGAUGACGAAAUUCAGACCUUGCAUUGACUUACACUCCGGACAAGUCAAGCAGAUUGUUGGUGGUACGUUGACUACUGCUUCGGCUGACCUCAAAACGAAUUAUAUCUCCAAGUUACCCGCCAGCCAUUUCGCGAAGCUCUACAAGGACAAUGGGUUAGCUGGUGCGCAUGUCAUCAUGCUGGGACCAGGCAAUGAAAAGGCUGCCAGAGAGGCAUUAUUGGAGUGGAGAGACGGGCUGCAGAUUGGAGGUGGUAUCACGGAUGAGAAUGCAAGGCAAUGGAUUGAAUGGGGUGCUGAAAGGGUCAUAAUAACCUCUUUCCUCUUUCCGUCUGGCAAGUUCUCACAAGAGCGUCUCCAUUCUGUCCUCAAAGCUCUCGGAGGCGACAAGGAGAAGCUUGUCAUUGAUCUUAGCUGCCGGCGAAAGGACAAUACUUGGUUCGUCGCAAUGAACAAAUGGCAGACCAUCACGGACAUGGAAGUAAAUGAAGCAUCCAUCAAAUCCCUCGAACCCUACUGCUCAGAGUUUCUGAUCCAUGCAGCCGACAAUGAAGGUCUCCAGAAAGGCAUCGACGAGGAGUUGGUCGAGAAGCUGGCACAAUGGUGCAGUAUACCGGUAACAUAUGCAGGCGGAGGGAGAAAUCUCCAAGACUUAGACCAUGUCAAGCUGUUGAGCAAUGGCCGGGUCGACUUAACAAUUGGUAGUGCUCUUGAUGUCUUCGGCGGAUCAGGAGUCACCUUUGACGAAUGUGUGCGAUGGAACCAGGCACAAUUGAAGCCCUAUAAUUAUCACGGCUCACGAACUUGUUUUUGAUUGAGUGAUCCAGACUGCAAAUUCUAGCAAUUUGUG